Molecule: messenger RNA, 2065 nt
Organism: Branchiostoma belcheri (Belcher's lancelet)
Lineage: Eukaryota; Metazoa; Chordata; Leptocardii; Amphioxiformes; Branchiostomatidae
Product: insulin-like growth factor-binding protein complex acid labile subunit
Exons: 4
Coding region: 208-1824 (538 amino acids)
Molecular function (GO): protein binding
Source: RefSeq, a predicted model, not a curated record
UGUAGGACCCGGGAGCUAUAAUAGGUUUUGUAACCAGGCUAGACAUUUACCAUGUGCCGAUGAUCCACACCAGAUGUAAACUGCGGUGCCCAGACCACACAAAUAGCUAUAGACUUUUCGUCCUUCAAAACGGAUUGCCAACGCUGGGUCUCUUGCGUUUUGACCCGAUGCAACUUUAAUGCGACAAUUGAAGCUCGCUGCGACGCUAUGUGGUCAUAUGUUAUCCUUGUUCUCUUUGCUCAUCCGCUCGUGAUGAUGAUAACGGGCUCCAUCGCGCCCUGCCCGGCCGGGUGUACCUGUCCCCCCGAAACCGUGGAGUGUACCAACAUGGGGCUGGUCCGCGCACCGGCCCCCCUCCCCAGGCUCGUCAGGGUUCUCAACAUGGACGGCAACAGUCUGUACGACCUGGAGUCCGUAAGUUUCCGCUGGUUGCCGUACCUGCAGCAGCUGUCCCUACAGAGGAACAACAUUGAGAGGAUAGACGAACACUCCUUCGCCCAAAUCGACGGCCUGCGCCGGUUGUAUCUGACGGAGAACAACAUCGGGGUGGUCGCGCGCCGCGCCUUCAGACGGCUUCUGCGGCUACGUCGUCUCUACCUGGGGCGGAACCACAUCUCUCACCUCCACCCGGACACCUUCCGCCAUCUCUCCAGACUUAAGAUUGUCCACCUGAACAACAACAACAUUUGUACAAUCACAGAGGGUCUGUUUGAGGGAUUGGAUAAUCUGGAGGAACUGACGCUCAGUCAUAACUGUUUAUCAGAGCUGCCAGACGGCGCAUUCCGGGACUUGAACAGUCUACACACACUCUUACUCCAUAACAACAAGCUGGAGUACAUUCAACCUAGGGCAUUCACAGGUCUUCAAUCUCUGACGUCACUUAACCUUUCGAACAACAGUCUGACCAACGUAACGUCUCACAUCCUAGACGAUCUGCCUUCUCUCCAAGUUCUCGAGCUUAGGAAUAAUCGCAUCGGGUUCAUCGGCCCAGAGGCCUUUGGAGCUGCCCCGAACUUGACUUAUUUGUACUUGGACUUCAACCGUCUCAAACGGCCACCUGUUUUUGAUCAUCCACAUCCGGGUCUGCGCUUUCUGUCCCUGUCUGGGAACGAGAUUGAACAGAUCCCGGAUGUUGCUUUCCAGAAUGUGCCAAACAUCCACACUCUUCUGCUCGGGAGGAACAAACUACGACACGUACCUAAAGAAAGUCUAACCGUCGUUAAGAAACUCGUGGUCUUGAACUUGUCAGAGAACCCAAUUUUUGAACUUCGUGAACAUUCUUUUCAGGGGCUGGAAAAUCUCAGGCUCUUGUCCCUGCGUGACUGUCAGAUUCGCACGGUUUCUGGCGAGGCUUUCAGUGGGUUGAACCAAAUCAUGGGGAUAUUUCUCAACGGCAACCGCAUUGUUAAACUUCCGUCAGAGACCUUCUCAACAAUGCAGUUCAUUUUUAGCAUCAACUUAAACCGGAAUUUGUUACGUCACAUAGAAACCGGCGCGUUUGGAAAUCACUCGGCUUCACUGAGGAGACUUUUUCUACAAAACAAUCGUCUACAGCGGGUGCCCAAACUAGGCAUGGGCAUGAUGCCAAAUCUAAACGACUUUUAUCUGGACAGGAACCCGAUAAGAUCCAUUGGUCCUUUGUCAUUUGCUCAUGUACCGAAUCUGAGAAUGUUGGGACUACGCAGCUGUAAUUUGAGUCAUGUCCAUGGCGCCGCUUUUGAAGGACUUGGGAAACUACGACAGUUGGACUUGAGAGAAACAACUUACGGAACCUACCAUCCAAGGCCUUCACUAAUAUGUCUUCAGAUCUUGUGGUGGAGGUAGACCAUAAUCCCUGGACCUGUGACUGUGGCAUGCUGGGAUUCCACCAGUUCUUAGAAACAGUUCAGCGUUUUUACAGGGAAAUCGUUUGCGUGUUCCCGCGGUGGUUACAGGGCGCUAGUCUGGCAACACUUGACUCCAGCAGCCUCAACUGUAGUGAGGAUUUUGAUCUGUCAGUUACUAGACGUACAGAUCUUUUACCUCACAACAUGAAUUAUCAUGAGACUGACUUUGAGCUUACCAC